UUGCAGACCUGGAUGUGCGGGGGGACACUGGAGAUAAUCCCCUGUUCACACGUGGGCCACGUCUUCCGUUCCCGGUCUCCAUAUAAGUGGCGAUCGGGAGUUAAUGUAUUGAAACGUAAUUCAAUUCGUUUGGCAGAGGUUUGGUUAGACGAGUACAAGAAGUAUUACUAUCAACGCAUCGGUGAUGAUCUCGGCGAUUACGGGGACGUGAGCUCCAGGAAAGCGCUGAGAAAACAGUUGGGCUGCAAGUCAUUUGACUGGUAUAUCAAGAAUAUAUACCCCGAGCUGUUUGUUCCCGGAGAGGCUGUUGCGUCCGGAGAGGUGCGAAAUCUCGGCGGCGAUUCCCCGUCGAAGAUGUGUUUGGACUCCGCGGCCCGAAAGGGUGAUUAUCACAAACCCAUUGGUCUCUAUCCGUGUCAUAAUCAGGGAGGAAAUCAGUAUUGGCUUCUGAGCAAAGAGGGAGAGAUCAGGCGAGACGAGGCCUGUCUGGACUUUGCGGGUCGGGAUGUGGUUCUCUAUCCAUGCCAUGGAUCUAAAGGCAAUCAGCACUGGAUCUAUGACGAAGACUUGCAUCAAAUAAAGCACGGAAUAAGUGGUAAAUGUCUUCAGAUGUCAUCGGACAGAGAGAAGGUGCAGAUGACUGAGUGCUCGUCCGGUCAGUCGAACCAGAAGUGGAAGUUCGCUAACUUUGAUCCGUCCAAAGCUGCCAAAGAAGACGAUUCCGACUGAUUUUAGUUGUUUUCUAUGUUUUUAGUUUUAAAACAAUUAUUUUCUAGUAAAUUGACUGUAAUUUUUAAAAGCGAUCGCAAAUGUGAAUUGAUUUGCGGUUUUUGUGAAGAAUUUUAUCAAAAGACGCGACAAAAGUGUGUGAAAUAUGUUUUGUUUCAACACUUGUACUGAAGACAAGACUUUAAUAUUAUUUUGCGAUUUCACGCAAAAAACAGACAAAACAAUUGGUUUUAUUAAUUCAAUUGAAUCGCUAUUUUGACUCUCGAUAAGUGCCACGAAUUUAGUGUUGUUUUUUGAAAAGUAAUUCAUUUCUUUCAUUCAUUCAUAAAUUGUUGUGUCUUUUAUAUAAUUUUCAAUUGAUUUUCGAUGACAUCCCUUGAAGUGGAAGAUUAAUGAACAAAGUUUUGACUAUUUUUCGCCAAAUUCUCAGCUUUUUUCGUCUCAAUUGAUUGUUUAAACGAAACAAAACACAAAUAUUAAUCAAAAUAUUGUAAUAUAUUUAUCGGAGUUUAUGUUGUUAUGUGAGAAGAAACAAACAAAAGUCUAAUUCAUGUAAUGAUAUUUAAUUGAUGGACAAAUUGGGGCCGAAAUAAGUCGGCCGUUAAGUGCCUUCAAAGUGCUUUCAAAGUGACCUUUCAUUGAAGUCUCUCUAUAUCUCUAUCUAUCCUAUGAUCGCAUCUAUUAAACGACUCGACACUGAAAUACAAGCGCCGAUUAAAACCGUAUCGCUAUUUGAAAAUGUGUUAAUGUAUUCACGAAUUGAAUGCAUAAUUAAAAUUGAUUAUAUUUAAAGCGAAUAUAAUAUUUUAAAAAGUUUUAGUCGUUUUUAAUGAUAUUAUAUUUUCGUAUUAAUAAAUUAAUUGCAAAUUUUAAAUAUAUAAAUGAAUAGUUUUUUGAACUGAAAGAGUAUUUCUCGAC
Molecule: messenger RNA, 1647 nt
Organism: Medioppia subpectinata
Lineage: Eukaryota; Metazoa; Arthropoda; Arachnida; Sarcoptiformes; Oppiidae
Source: the annotation of a GenBank genome assembly